Linum trigynum is the source of this 2587-nucleotide messenger RNA. The record is from the annotation of a GenBank genome assembly. Lineage: Eukaryota; Viridiplantae; Streptophyta; Magnoliopsida; Malpighiales; Linaceae.
AUAAAUCUGGAGACAGGAAAUUUUGCGUAAAGGCAGAAGAAGCUGCCGUUCUUGUGGCCAUUUGGCCUUUUUGAUGAUAAGGACUGUGCAUGGAGAUAGACGGAGACAGAACGGUUGCCCUGACAUUCACGGCCGAGUUUCUCCUUGAGAUGCAUGACUCGUUGGCGUGAUUGGUUAGCGAACAUACGUUCCAGUAUGUUCCAGGCCUGUUGAGAAGAAGUGGCAGCUGAGACGUAGGGAGAGACGCCAGGAGCCAUGGAGGCAAGAAUUGAAUGGAGUAUAAGCUGGUCCUGUUGAUACCAGCGUCGGCGAGCAGCGGGAGCAUCGGCAGCAGGUUGAGGAUGACUGCCAUCGAGGAAUUUGAGGAGGUCGAGGCCGCGGAGAAGCGUGAAGAGCUGAGCACGCCAGGUGAAAAAGUUGUCGCCAUCGAGCUUUGUGGGGAGUUGCGACGCGGGAUUCAAAGUUAUGACGGUAUUGGCAUCGUCGAUGUUGAUCACAAAUUCGCCGGACAUGGUGGUGAAGAGAAAGAGAGGCUGGUUGCAGUAGAGAGAAGACGUGAGGGAGAGAGGCGAGAUGAAUUUGAUUUUAGGGUUAAGGAGAUCAGAACGGUAGCUCUGAUACCAUGUCAUGAACCAGUUGCUCCCAAUAACUCGAGUUGUUGAGAGAAGGUUAUGCUGGAUCUUAUACCACUCUCUAACAUUUGAUUCUUAUAUAUCGACCAAAUGAUGGUGUUUUUUGGAGAGUAAAAGAAUUCACCAAAGAGAAUGGAUUGGAUGGAAAAGAAGUUCAAAAGAAUCCCUUCAAGAUCAGUAUGUUGAUGUGAUUAACCAAGUAAAUGAUUGAGUGUAACCAAAUAGUUGACUGGUGAUUCUAGAAAUAGAAGAUUCAGAUUGAAAAAAGAGAGAUGGAACCGGCCGUGAGAGAGAGAACGAUGGAGAAGAAGGUGCAGGGAAGGGAAGUGAAAAGAGAAAACAAAGGGAAAUAUCAUUUAUUUAAAUAAAUAAAUUCAAGGCAGGUGUCACAUUGCAAUUGGGCCGGAGCACCAACACAGCAAAAUGACGUGGUGGGACGGGAGCACUGAAGAUUUUCUCGUCAAGUUUGGUCAUUCUCCGUUAGUCUCCGUUAGUUUUUGCUGAUGUGGCAGUCAACUAUUAUAGUUGACCGUUAAAUGAGUGACGUGGCCAAUAAAAAAAUAAAAAAUUUAAAUAUUUACAAUUUCCACCUCAUUUUACAACUAUUAAAAAUAAAAAUAAAACUAUGAUUGGGUGACGACUGUCAAUGAAAACAUGGCGACCCGGCUGAAGAUCGAGGGCCCGACAAUGAGCCACAAGUUCUUGGAUUCCUGCCAUACGGCUCUGAUCAAAGCAGUAGAUUCAAGGUUACUCGAUCCGGACUGAUGGGAUUCUCGAGAUUGAAAGCUUGACUGACUUUGACACAGUAGAUGGUCCUUCUCCGCCGCAGUUUCCAUGGCCUGGAUUUGGGUUUCUUCCCGUGAUAGUUGCGAGUGACGAAGCAUCAGCCUUUAGCACUCUAGCUCUAUGCUGCCGUCGUUUGAUCCACUCACACAUAACCUAAAGAUUAAAGUAGAACUGGGUGCCAUUACUUUAAAGCAGAAACAAAACAAAAACUUUGUCCGAUUGUGCAGAUUAUAUUUCAGGGCAACCCACCAGCUUUGCAAUGUGAGAUGAACAAUAGUCAUCGUGUAUUCUCUGUGGAAACCAGAAGUUAGCCACCUAGAUGCUAGUGUUGUUUAUGCAACUUUGGAUGCAAUAACAGCUAACGUAGCAUCUGGCUGAGAAACUACUUUACAUUACAAUGUUCGAUGGCAUGACGAAAGGUUCAUGUCGUGCUAAUGGUUUGACUUUUUUUUCCCAACCCGGUUUAAUAAUGGUCUUGUGCAGGUACAAGUUUGCCUGCCAAAUCUUGUAUGGGGAUGAGAAGAUAACUCCGCCGACCUUGUCCCCUCUCCAGCUUGGUUAGUAAACAACUCGUUUCCUCUGUACUCCCUUGCAACUUUCAGGAGACUGUUUCUAAGUUUCUCUGCAUUGUUUAUGGUUAACAUUCAUUUUCUUUCUACUUUUUAUAUAGUCAUAGACUUCUGCAUCGUCCCUCUUCCUCAACCAUCCAGAAGCCGUAACUCUCUUAAGCAUGGAACCUUCUCAGAGAUUGUCUAUGAUACUUGCUGGGAAAAAAAGGUGUAAAAUUUUCCAUUGUUCUCUUUGGAAUGAGAGAAAAGAAAUGGCAAGUGGAAUGACAUGAAUUUCAUUCCACGCUUGUUGCCUGCAUCACUUGAAGGGGAACACACGCUCUAUGUACAAUGAGUUGGAGGAGAGGAGACUGAAUCGGAGAUCCGUGGUGGCGACGGCGGAAGUAAGUUUUAUUUUUAUUUUUUAAUAGUUGUAAAAUGAGGUGGAAAUUGUAAAUAUUUAAAUUUUAUUAUUUUUUUAUUGGCCACGUCACUCAUUUAACGGCCAACUAUAAUAGUUGACUGCCACAUCAGCAAAAACUAACGCAGACUAACGGAGAGUGACCAAACUUGAACUAUUGAACUAAUCUUAGUGACCAUGAAUGAAAUUAAAUAUUUGCA